GUUUGGAAUGAUAACAUUCCAUGCUACAUUCUUUAUCUUUUCCCUGCUGUUUUCGGUGUUUGCCUAAUGUUUGAUCUUCGACUGUUUGAUGUAUAAUUAGGCAUUAUCCGCUGUUUUUUUCUGUGCUGUUUUUCUCUUUUACUUUUAUCUAUGCUCUAAUUAUUUGAUUAUCUCCUACUGUAUUCAGCGUGUGUUUGGUCAUUGAUUCAGUAAACCAAGUUUUGUUAAGUAGGGAAGUGUUAUUUGAGAAUCGUCACUACAUGUUAGGCCUUCGAAUCGUUUUGUUCCUUUUAUUGCUUUGUUUUAUGAAGUAAACGAAAAUAUCUUCAAGAAUUUCUUCCGUACAUGAAACACUCUUCUGCCCUUGCCGAACGUGUUGAAAUUUGAGAAAAUAUUGUUCUGAAUGACAUCUGAGAAUUCGAAGGGGAACAUAGCCGUCGAAAUACCCAGGUGAUCAGAAGAAAAUAAUAUUCGUUAUUUUGAACUGUGUUGUGCAACUUUUUUUUAUUCUUUGAAUCCGUGACCUUGCUUCUGAAGUUUUAGUUGAGUCAGUUUUUAUAACCGUGCCAUUUUUCGAAGGACCAUGAGCUCAUCACUUUCAGUAAAAACUUGUGUCAUUGGAUCACAAGGCGUAGGAAAAACAAGUAUGAUAUUUCAGCUUAGUAUGAAGCAGUUCAAAACAAAUGUUACACCAACAAUUGGAGCUUCUUUCUCUUGUAAAGUCAUAGAUAUUGAUUCUUAUACGAUACGCUUCCAAAUAUGGGACACAGCAGGACAAGAAACGUACAAAUCUAUGCUUCCAAUGUAUUACAGAAAAGCGAACUUAGCGAUAGUGGUUUUUGAUAUUACUUGCUACGAAAGUUUCGCUAACCUUCCGAAAUGGAUCGAAGAACUUCAAAGAAAUGCUGACAAUGAUUGUAUCAUUUGCAUAGUUGGCAACAAAUUAGAUUUAGAGCACAGAAGGGUGGUUGACGGAAACAAAGCUGCUCAGUUUGCGAAAUCCAUUGGCGCACUUUAUUUCGAAACGUCAGCCAAAACAAAUGAAGGUAUCAUGGAUGUAUUUAUUCAUGUCGCCAGACAAAUGAUCAACUCUUACAAACGUCGAAAAUCUUCGACGGGGAGUCAGAAUCCUCCAGUGAAGCUAGAAAUGGCUUCCAAAGAAAAUGAAUCCCAUUGUUGCUCAUAACAUUCUUUAGGUCAGCUCUCAACACACGUCGAACAAUUUCUCUGGAUGUUGGUGAAAACCGUUUAUGUUAGUAUUUGCAUGUUUAUUGCCGUAGAUAAAGUAAUUCUUGGAUUGCACAUCUGUACGCAUCGGGAAAAAACGAAAUAUAUCCUAUGUUUAUUGUGAUACAAUUGAAGACUUUUCACUCAUUAGGGAAUAACUUAGUUUCAUUCAGUUCCGACGUUUUCUUUCAAAAUAUUUCAUUGGCAGAAAAAUGUUAAUUCAUACAUUAAUAUCGUACAUGCGUGCGGAAUGUCAUAUGCAACUUACAUACGCACCAUUUACAUUGUUUCAGCAUUUAAAUCUAGUGGUUUUUUGUUUAAAACAUUUACAGUGGCUCAUAUUUGUUCUUGGACACAUAUGUGUUUUAAAUUUACUUUUAAAAAAUAUCAUCUAAAUAUAAUACAAUUUACUUUAAAAAUGUUCAUAUAAACUUUCUUUUGUUUAUAAUAAAACCUACAUAGUGUAAUGAAAUUGAAUUCAUUAACUUUUUUUGAUAAAAUUAUUUUACCGAGAAAAUGUUAAAAGAUCGAUCUCUCUUAUGUAAAGGAGCGUUUGAAAACUAUACUAAAUUUUUUGACAGACGAUAUUUGUUGUUAUUUAUUUUUAAUAUGAAUGGAAGUAAAUAUAUAUCAAAUAUCGUCUGCACUUUGAAAUUACUAUUACUUCAUGCAAAUUUGUUUGAUUUCCUAAAUUUGAAGGGAACAUGGCCCUACAUUACAGAGUUACGACCAAUUCUAUUAGGAAUUUAACCAUAGAGCAGAACUUUAAGAAAAUUUUUUUAAGUAAAUCAUUUAGCUGUGUUUAAUAUUAUAAAACGAUAGAAACUCUGUCGAAUUUUUGAAAAAGCAUUGAAAUCAUGAGCUCUUCACAAACUAACUCAGAGGUAUCAAAGGUUUAUCAUUAAUAAAAUCCAAGAUUUAAUGAGGUGCAACUUACAACAGAAUUAGAUAAAAGAUUUACAGUCAAUGUGAACUGUUAGACGAAUUAUUGAAUCAUGUUCAUUCGAGUUGUAUUAAUGAAAGAAUACGAAAGUGAUGUCUGGAUUUUGAAAAAUCCGUGAGAGACAUUACAAAUCAGUGUCAUAUUUGUGAAAGUUCCAAAAUUUGCGUCUGAUGGAUGUCUACAGAAAGCAUAACGAAGAGCUCAAUCCGAGAAGACUAUUGCCAGCGGUCAAACGCUUUGGGGAUGUUUGACUGUUUCUAGUAUGGAAAAUGUAAUUUUCAUUUAAAAUAACCAAUAUAUUUGUGAAAGUUCCAAAAUUUGCGUCUGAUGGAUGUCUACAGAAAGCAUAACGAAGAGCUCAAUCCGAGAAGACUAUUGCCAGCGGUCAAACGCUUUGGGGAUGUUUGACUGUUUCUAGUAUGGAAAAUGUAAUUUUCAUUUAAAAUAACCAAUAUAUUUGUGAAAGUUCCAAAAUUUGCGUCUGAUGGAUGUCUACAGAAAGCAUAACGAAGAGCUCAAUCCGAGAAGACUAUUGCCAGCGGUCAAACGCUUUGGGGAUGUUUGACUGUUUCUAGUAUGGAAAAUGUAAUUUUCAUUUAAAAUAACCAAUAUAUUUGUGAAAGUUCCAAAAUUUGCGUCUGAUGGAUGUCUACAGAAAGCAUAACGAAGAGCUCAAUCCGAGAAGACUAUUGCCAGCGGUCAAACGCUUUGGGGAUGUUUGACUGUUUCUAGUAUGGAAAAUGUAAUUUUCAUUUAAAAUAACCAAUAUAUUUGUGAAAGUUCCAAAAUUUGCGUCUGAUGGAUGUCUACAGAAAGCAUAACGAAGAGCUCAAUCCGAGAAGACUAUUGCCAGCGGUCAAACGCUUUGGGGAUGUUUCUAGUAUGGAAAAUGUAAUUUUCAUUUAAUAUAACUAUAUAAAUAUCUUGAAAGAAAAUUUGAAAAAUAUAUGCCCAAGUAUAUUUGGAAUUCAAACCAUGUUCGAGUAGUAUCAAAAUAAAAAUCUCAAACAUACAGCUCUAAAUUCUAGCUUAAGGUUGCUGUUAUCAUUCAAACUUCACCGUAUUCCCCAGAUUUCAAUCUAAUUCCAAUUGUGUUGCAUAAAUUGAAGACGAACAACUGAAAAAGUAUUAAUAAUGGGAUUGAAUGAAAUUCUUACAAAUAUAAAUUAGCUUCAAUCCAUUCCAGAACAUAUAAUUUCAGCUAAAAGAUACGCAACAAAAUAUUACAUUGUUUGAUUUUUGCAUAUUUUUGUUUACAUUUGUUGAAUGUGUGCAUUUACUUAUGUGAGAUUAUUUUUAACACUUUCACGCUAAAGUAAUUUUUUUCAAAAAGAAGUAUUUAAUUUUAUUUAAGACAAAAGAAAGUUAAUAAAAAAAUUUAAGCAAAUAUUUGGAUGAUGUUUUUAAAUUUCAAUUUCAAAAGCAGUAAGUAUUCAAAAGUGAAUGUGAUCCACUGUAAGGAAAAAUAGAAGAUUUUAACUUCAUUGGAAGAUUUUGAAACAAAACCAAUAAAUUUCCUAACAUUUCUAAUAAUUACCAAUCUCUAAACUUCAUCGAUAUUUUUUUAUUGUUGCUAUUUUAACCAUUGAAACACUUUCUUUGAACCGUUACAUUUGGUUAUUAACAGAUUAAUCCAAUGAUACUCCUUUAAUAAGUUUGAUAUUAUGUGCUGAUACUCUGUGCUGGUUCUUCGUCUUCCAAUGAAAAUAAAGCCUUUUUAUUCAUUUAAAUUUGCAUACAUUAGAUUUAACAUCAAAAAUUACUGGUGUAUUUAUACAGUAAUUUUUGGUACUAAUUGGUACUAAUUUGGUACUAAUUGGCACUAAUUUGGUACUAAUUUUUGGUAAUAAUUACUGGUGUUAUGGUGUUAUUAUAUUAGCAUUAUAACGUAAAACAUUUUAUUAAAACGCUUAAAAAAGCGGUAAGUUAGAAAGAAUUAAAAUGUUUUUGAUGAAUAAUUAGAAUAAAAUUUAUGAAUGAUAAUUCAGCUGUAUUUUUUAUAACAGUGGAAUUGUUAUUUCACAAUUUACGAUAAGAAUGAACUUCAUGAUGUAUUUUAUUUCUGUUAGCUACGAUACAAUAAGCUUAACAUUAGAGUUAAAGCUUAAACCGAACAUGUAAAAUCUGAUUUGUUUAUGCAUUCUUUGUAAUUCAUUUUCAAGGUUAUAAACUCACUGAUGUGUAAAAUUGAAGAUUCUCACAAAAGAUAUCAUUUGUGUGGAGAUGUCAACAAUUUGCAAACAUCGACCUUGCGCUGAUCGGAGAAUAGUAUGUUUGUCAGUCUCUUUGCCAUUCCAUAAAUAGUGAGUAAGUUUAUAGCGACAGAAGAGAGCUAUAUCUUUCAAUCUCUUUCUAUACAAAAUAGAAUCGCUCAGACCUAGUGCUUUACGAAUGUCAAAAUUUUAAAUUAAUUUCUGGAAUUCAGAAAAACUAAAAGAAGGCUUUUGCUUCUACAUUGGUUAGCAUCAAUUGUUUCAUUCGUCGUUUCGAACUCCAAGAACGUAAACUAACAGGCAACUUCCAAGCAAGGUUGCAUAGAAUAAUAUGCUAGUUAUGGGAUAAAUAUAUCUACAGAUCUAUAGCCAAUGACAACUCUACCUAAAUGUAUGGAGGAAAAGAGCUGGCGUACUUGAUUAGAAUUUGCUUUUCAGUUAUAAUAAUUGGUAUUCUGUGCAAUAAAUAUUUGAAUUUAAAACAAAUUCUGUAUUAUGUAAAACUGUGUAAAACAAUUCUGCAUUGAAUGUUUUCCAUG
Molecule: messenger RNA, 4922 nt
Organism: Argiope bruennichi
Lineage: Eukaryota; Metazoa; Arthropoda; Arachnida; Araneae; Araneidae
Product: ras-related protein Rab-5B-like
Exons: 6
Coding region: 584-1186 (200 amino acids)
Molecular function (GO): GTP binding; GTPase activity
Source: RefSeq, a predicted model, not a curated record